CGUCACGUGACCGUCCUUCGACAGGAGUUUCCACGACAGCUGAGUAGCAGCUAAAUGCGUCUUUUCACCUGUAACAUUCAUCCUUUUUUCUACUCCUGUGAGACCGACUCGCGCGAAAUGGGAGACAAGAAGAGUCCCACGAGGCCAAAGCGGCAGUCCAAGCCCUUCUCCGACGAUGGGUACUGGGACUGUAGCGUCUGCACGUUCAGGAACAGCGCCGAGGCGUUCAAGUGCAUGAUGUGUGAUGUCAGAAAGGGGACGUCGACUCGAAAACCACGGCCUGUCUCUCAGCUGGUUGCCCAGCAAGUAAAUCAGCAGUUUGCACCACCAACACAUCCCAAAAAGGAGAAGAAAGAAAAAUCAGAGAAAGAUAAAAGCGAUAAAGAACCUUCACUGAAAAAGAAAAGCCAUAAAAAGAUGAGGCCCCGGUUAAAAAACGUAGACAGGAGCAGCGCCCAGCACCUGGAGGUCACAGUUGGAGACUUGACUGUAAUAAUCACAGACUUUAAGGAGAAAGCCAAACCCACGUCCACUUCAACGAGUGCUGCCUCAGCAGACCAACACAGUCAAAGCGGCUCGAGCUCCGAUAACACUGAACGAGGCGUCUCCAGAUGCUCUUCGCCCCGCGGUGAAGGCUCGUCGGUCAACGGAGAGACGCACUAACCUUCAAACCUUCACACUCCCAGUCAGCACAACCCCUUCUUCUGCACUCUCAACAGCCUCAACCAGAGAUUAAACUUCAAAAUGCACGUUUUUUGUUUUUUUUUUGUUAAUAAUACUAUAAAUGCCAAUCAUGAUAGCAUUCACUUUCCAAUUUGGGGUUGUAUUUUCCACAGCCUUCCCACGGCGAUAAGGAAUUCAGGAGUCAGGAUGCUGUAUGCUGCACACUCAAUACUCAGAGAACUGAUGCAGCAACUCUCAUCAUGAUGAACUGAGAAAAGGAACAGUAGCAUUAAAUCCCGGAUGUCGGGUGUUGUGGUAACUCGCGAUUUAACACCUCAGCGUCGCGUCGGCAUCACAUUCAGUUGGUCGUCGCUGCACAGAACACACGAUGCAUUAUGAAAGAAAUGUGAAGAAGUCAUCUCAGAAUUGUAGUUUAUCCGUGAAUUCAUUAUUUGCACUUAAUGGCAUCCUGUGUUCACCAUAACAUUGUUUUUAGCAUUAUUUCUACUUUGCCAUUAUCAGUAAUCCUAACACUGUUGGUUACUGGCCUUAUCCAGCUCUCAUUUUUACAACAUUGGAUGCAAUAAUUUGUUUUACUGUCUAACGUUUGAGUACAAAUAUUGAACAGUUAUUCUAAGUCUGCUUCUCCUUCACUUGGUAGAGUUAAGCAUGAUUUAAUCUAUAGAAUGGUUUAUAUUGUAAAAUAAUGUUGAAUAAAAUAAGAUGUAGAUACUUGAA
Stegastes partitus (bicolor damselfish) is the source of this 1401-nucleotide messenger RNA. Its product is annotated as YY1-associated factor 2-like. Gene Ontology annotation, biological process: positive regulation of DNA-templated transcription. Gene Ontology annotation, molecular function: DNA binding; transcription coregulator activity. The transcript has 4 exons. Gene Ontology annotation, cellular component: nucleus. The record is from RefSeq and is a predicted model, not a curated record. NCBI's taxonomy places the organism in Eukaryota, Metazoa, Chordata, Actinopteri, Pomacentridae. Bases 55 to 663 code for a protein of 202 amino acids.